AAGGGGCUCAAGCUCAUUUGCAGUCUAAAAAGUGAGGGCAAUGUAGACAGAGCACCAAGUACAAACAAACGCAAUCAACAGCAUGACUUUGAAGCAGCCACGCGGGGCCUUAGGAAAGGUCUCCGUUGUCUUUGCAGUCAAGCUCAAGUCAUUUACCUUCCUGCCAGUUCUGAAAAAGCUGCCUACGGAGAACAGGGUUAAAUCAGUGUUGGAGAAAGAAUCAAGUAAACUUAGUGAGGCUAUAGGAGACCAUGGCACCACAGAGGAAAAAACAACGGAUAAAGGUACUUACAAGGCUGAGGUUGUGAACGUUAGUGACAUGGAGCCACAAGUGAUAACCAAGCACUAUGAAACUCGGCAGCAGAAAUCUACUACCAAGUCAGCUGUUGCCCCAUUGCCUCCCCCAGCAGUGGCUGAUGCUGAAAUAGGAUGUACAAGUCCAAAGCCUAGCGCUGGCACCCUGGUCACAGCUGAUAAACACCCAGUGACUCCUCAGCAGGGGUGUCACCACCCUGGAACUGAGACCACCUCAGGGCUGUUUUUAAAUAGUGAAUCUCAGAGAGAGGAGGAGGUCCUGAGCCCAAUGAGCUCUGUGGACCUUUUUACGUCUCCUUUCUCUUCCAAAGAGUCCAUCCUCUCUGAGGGUUGGGAGCAGGAUCCAGGCUGGUUUGCUCUCCAAAUGCUAUCUCGUAGUGCUUCCGUCUCCCCCUGUUCGUCUGUGAGGUCAGGAGCUUUCACCCCAUCAGUGAUGAGAAUCAAGUGUCACACACUUGCCCCUGGCUCCAGCCUAAUGCAGAUGACACUUAACUCCUGUCAGACACUUGGCUGCAACAAACAUAUCACCUCGCCAUGCCCCUUGUCCACCCGUGCCCGUCACAGGCCCCCACCCACACAACUGUCACUAUUAACAGCCAUCUUGAGAAAGGGCCGUUUGCCAGUCCUUUCUCCUGAAUUGCAGAGACCCUACUCUCCUUGUUGGCCCAUUAGCCCAAUCAACAUGACCUCCUGCCUGGCAUGUUCAGCAGCUUUAGCUGUAGCUCCCAUGGUGGGCUCACGAGCAAAGUCUUGUCUGUCUAAAGGCACAACUUGUACAGCGCCCAGUUGCAAAUCAAGACCAAAUCCCCCGGGUUUAAUUGCUAAGACAGAGCCUGUGUCACUCAAGAACCAGAGCAAGGAAAGCCUCUUAUCAAACGCAGUUGAAACAACAGAUGCAACACCAGAAGGAAGAAGCUCUUUGACCUGGUCAAGCUAUUCUUCUUUGGUGCCUCCUCCAGCACACAUAUGCAAACAAACCCAAAAAGGCAAUCAUGUAUCCACAGACCCCAGCUUUUUUCUUGGUUCAUCUUCCUCCAGACAAGUGCAUUUUUCUUCUGAGUCCAAUUUAGGCUCACAAAUCCAAGGAAAUAGAGACAAAUCAAAUGGCACCUCUCCUAUUUUAAGAACCACAAAACCAAUUCAGAUAUCAUCCUCAGAUUUGAAAUGCAUGCAGAUGGCACAUGAACGAUCUCCUACGCCCGAUCCCAAGCCCAUUCAGCAGUCUCAAGACAACUGGGCUUUAACAGUCCCAAAGUACACAGAUGUCAACCCAGGUUCUCAUUUGCGAAACAACAGGAAAAUUUUCCAUGAACUAGAAAGAAUUCAUUCACUAUCGCCAGUUUUUCAACAUUCCCCUUCCCCAAGGGUUGGUGGCCUAACCCAUCUCUCCAACACACCUUCUGUUUCACCAGUCCUUCCCUCAUCAAGGCCUGGCUCCUGUACUUCUACAUCAGACCGCAACACAUUGUCUUCAUCUCCAGCAAUUCCCUAUCAUCACCUUUCCCCUUCUCCCUCUUACUCUCUCCGUUCCUCACCUACUCCAUCCCAUAGGGAAAGCAGUCCCGAUCCCAUAGACAAGGAUAGCAAAAAGCCCUACAAAAUCAAGUCCACCUACAAGGCUCUUGCUGCUAUUCCAACCAAUAAACUCCUUCUGGAACAGCAGGCAAUUGAUGAUGAGGUCCAAAAGAACAUUGAUCUUCUGGACCCCAGUGAUAGUUUUGCAUGGGAGGACCCUCAUUCUCAGAUGUGUAGCCCUGCCCAGCUCCGACAGCAGUCCAGAGAGCUGUAUCAAGUGAUUGAUGAAGUAUUAAAAGACUCAACCCGAGCAGAAGCAUCAAGCCCUGCUAGCAAACUCACCACACACUGUGCGGCAUCUGAGACAACACGGACACUUUCACCAUCACCAAGAUCUUUUGGACGAGAAACAAAAUACGCUAAUUUUCAUCACCAACCUCCUGCCCCUGCUGAGAAAACGCUGACAAAGCCUGGGGUUAUAAGACCAGCCGUGGUUAUGUCAAGAUUAGAUGAAGACAAAGAGAAAAGUUGUUUUUUAAAUUAUUAUCAGAGACCUCAAGAUUUCUCCACAGACCACCAGGACAAGCGGAGCCCACGUGGCCUGUCUGAUUUCCUGGACAGUCUCAGGAGCUCUACAACCUGGCCACAGGCAGACGGCAGCUAGAGUGCAUGAAGUCUGAAAGUCAAUCUUAUUCUCAGCUUCUCAGCAUCAUUUGUCUUUUCAUUCCCAUGUGGAGUCUUGUAUUUUUUACAACCUCUAAAAUAAUACUAUUUCCUAAAAUGGCAUAAUUUGAAUAAAUUAUUGGUAAAAUGGCAUAAUCUCUAAAAUAUGGUCCAAAAUCUACUUCACUAUUAAAGAGACCCUGAUGAUAGUAGAAGAAGAAGAAGAAGAAGAAGAAGAAGAAGGAGAAGGAUCAGUGUUUAGUGGUUUGAAGCAUGUUGGGCCACCAAUAGCUCAGCACAAUCUAAACUUCUUCACCUUUAAAUGAAUUAUGGUAUGUUGGAAAAAUGCUACGUUUUCCUCUAAGGGUCAGCUUGGUUUUUCAGGGAUUAAAAUGUCAUGUAAUGCCAAAGUAAGAAGAAAAUAAUUGU
Messenger RNA from Tachysurus vachellii, 2922 nucleotides. RefSeq names its product muscular LMNA-interacting protein (gene mlip). The record is from RefSeq and is a predicted model, not a curated record. The coding region runs from base 83 to 2494 and encodes 803 amino acids. NCBI's taxonomy places the organism in Eukaryota, Metazoa, Chordata, Actinopteri, Siluriformes, Bagridae. The transcript is spliced from 12 exons. Gene Ontology annotation, cellular component: nuclear envelope; PML body; sarcolemma. Gene Ontology annotation, molecular function: lamin binding; transcription corepressor activity. Gene Ontology annotation, biological process: negative regulation of transcription by RNA polymerase II.